CCUGACCACAUAAAUAUUCUUUCCAGUUCAUGUUUGGGUUGGCUUUUCUCGAGCUGUCUACAAAAAAAUGCUACCAGCUUUACCCCAACUGGGAUGUGCUGCUCCUCUGUGCCUCAAAAAUGAAUGAAUAUAUUAAGAAACGACGUACGGCCAAGCAGAUUCUGCUGCGACGGGCACUGAGCAAGUGUGCCCGCAAUGACAAUGACACCGAAACAACCACACCGCUGUGUCCAUUGUCGAAGACAGGCAUUACAGUGCUGCCCUCGCUGUCGCGGGAUCCCAAAUUGGUGAGGGCCAUGCAGCGGACAUUGUCACGAACAAGUCGCGAGAGGCCCAAAUCACAGACAAGACCGAAAAUACUAAAGAAUUCGCCAGAGUUUCCACUGCUGAAGAAGGAUACACGUUCUUGGCGUAGACUAAAAACUUCUGAUGGCCUUCAUAGUAGGCACCUGCUGGAGGGUAAAUCUGGCGCUAGUCUGGGCGGUGCAGCAUCAAGGGGUAGCAGUCGUUCACGUUCCUCUGCCUAUCCAUCCAGCUGGGCUCUGGAUGUGCGAGUACAAGAGGAGAAAGCACAGGAGACGAGCAACAGCCUGCAGGAGGUGACCAACUGUGCGCGGCUCAAUCGCACGCCCUACGAUCAUCAGCUGAACACACCACUGAAAUCCGAUCAUUCUGUUCAGUGUACAAUGAAGGCCGCUGCCAGACGUCAGAGACGCACAAAGGCACAGGUGAAGCUGCCGCCACAACCAAAGCCCCUGCCAAAGCCACAGCAACGAGCGGUGUCUGCGCAGACUCAGACGUUGCCCAAACAAAUGCCAAAGGUGGAGUUACCCAAGUUACCCAAGUAUAAGCCACCGAAAAAGUGCUACAAGUCAAUGUUUACUUCCGUGUUGGAGGAAAAGCUUCUUGGGCGCAGCAGAAGUCCAUCUAAGACGAGUGAGAAUAGUUUCAGCAUACGAAAAAUACGGCAAAGAGCAUCCAGUGGCGAGGAUGUGAAACGUUCACACGAGUCAGCGAAAGCGAAAAUCAAACAAGCACCCAUGAAGCGCGACUAUACCGACUAUGGGGGGUAUACACCAUCGGAUGUUAGUCUCGAACAAGUUCCCUUCAAGAAAAUGUCAAAUAUGGACAUGCCCAGAGGCACUGGCGGCCAUAGGCACGACAGCCGCUGGACUAUGCUAUUGCCCACUGAAAAGGACAUAGAGAAGUACAUACACGAGGCUGCCUACGAAGACUGUGCGUCCUGUUCCGCACGAGAGCGCAUGCCAAAUCGUUAUGAUGAAUCCUACGGCCUUGAUAGUGCUGUUGCGGGGCAUUGCAUAUGCGAAAGAGGAGCCAAUAAAAGACAAACUCAAUCGCAGUCGCUGUCCAGAAGUGGAUCUCAUGCCAGCACAACCGACGACAGCAGCAGAAUGAAUCUGAGCAUGUCUAGGACACCAAGGACUCGUCAAGCAUCUCAGUCAAGUACAAGCCACGAGCCAAGAAGUUCCCACAGAAGAACGAGAGGCAUACAAAGCCGAGAAAGUGUUGACAGUUUGAAUAGGGAUACACGAUGGUCACAGGGCAAGAGUCGAGCACAUAGAGAAUCCUCCUAUGCCAGUUCCGAUUCAAACAGGAGUAGAAACAAGUCAUUGAGUACCGAUGCAAGUGCCAGCUCAAUUGUGAAUCGUAGGACACACGCCUCAACGCCUAAAAGCCAACGGAAUAGUCAACCAAUGUCACGAAGACCUAGUGAUUAUGGGCGAGCAAAGUCUAAAGGUUACCUAGGAAGAAGUGCCAGUAGAAAACACAGCAGGCAUCGGGACAAGGGCAACUCCGAGAGACGUAGUAGCCACAGGGAAAAGCCCAGAAGGGAAGGCAGCGUGGAAGUUAUUCCCGUGGAAAUUGGUGCUGAAAAUCUACGCAAGAGAACAUCUCAAAUGAUUUCGGAAAAGAACAGUGUGGGUUCCUUUCGCAGGGGUGUGUGUAACGAUUCCAAGUGCAGGCGAAAGUGCCGCAGGUGUGCGGAUGCCUCCACUCUGACCUCGGGUCUGAUUUCCGCUGCGGCCACUGGCCUGCAGAGCCAUAACUCAAGAAAAGGUGGAUCCUUCAAUACGGAUUCAGCCUAUCGCGGUGCAACCAACAGCUGUGGCAUUUGUCCAGUGACCAAAACUUGUGAUCCCAUAUGCGUUGAGGCAUCAGCUCAAACAUCACAGACCAUGAUGAUGGUGCGACAAAGUCGCAGUCGUGUUUCUAUGGAUUUUCCAAACAAUGAUCUGGUGGCAGCUCAAAGAUCUCAAGUGCAGCCAAAUGAAACCGGUGGCAGAUCUUUAAUCCUCCCUCCAUGCUGUUGUCACCGCGCCAAUUGUCAGUUUAAAUGCUCGGAGGCAUGCACUCAGACAAACUGUCCAUGGAGUGGGAAAAAGGCUAAAAAGGAUUAUCCUGGGAGCGAUGAGUGCGAUGUGAGUCGGAUUAUUCAGAUAUUGCAAACGGCAUUGGCGGGUCUGGAAAUGGAGCAGAGAGCUCGUCAACGUGGCUCAACAAGUCGUGUUGUAGAUGAGGAUCAAUCACCCAAUCGAGAAGGCAGUCGCUCAAGUCAUAGCAAUUCCAAUGAGGCUAACAACAAUGAGAGCGAUGGGACAUAUACAGUGCCAAACAUGGGAAGGCAAUUCGAUCCGUAUCAGCAUAAUAUGUGCUAUUGCCCCAACCACAUGUGUGCUGGCGCCUCAAAUGUCAUGGGACAAUCGAUACCCUUUUUGAAUGUGGAAUCACUGCGCCCAGACACCAAACGAAUUCUGCAGUACAUCAGCCAAAUAAGUAGCAAAAAGGAUGCAGCCAUGACACCGAUGCCACCCGAUGAGGAUCGAAAAAAACCAGAGAAGCUAAGCGGCGGCGGCGGCUAUGGACAGGAAAGCAAACAACUGAAGGGCUCGGAGAAAUUUGUGCAUGUACUAAGCCAGAGCAAGGAUGAGGAAGAAGCGCCUUAUUCAAGCACCUCGAAAAGUUCCUUUCCACGGUACAAUGAUGAGGGUCACAGUGGCCCGGAAGAUGCACCCAAUCGUAGAAGUCGCAAACAUUUCUCAUUGAAAUCCUAUUUAGGGGCAAAACAACGCUGCAUCCAGCCGCAUCUGAUGAAUAAAUUUCGCAAGACCAGAGGCAGAUCAAAGGUUCGGGAAGCAAUUCGAUCAUACUGUCCCGUCUUGGGCAUCAAGUCAAAGAAGCGCUCGAAUAUGUACCUAAUGAGGCCAACCUCUUGCUACAAGGAGAACAGAGAAGAACAGCCCAUCAGAGGACGAACUGCGAGGACGAACUUGUUGUCAGACAGAGAACUGUAUUUCCGAGGGGGAGCCGAGAGGAAGCACUCGCUUUGCACCAGAGAACACUCUGUCAGAGGGAGAACUGAGAGGCGAAACCCGCUUUCCAGCAGCGAUUACUCGUGCUAG
Drosophila subobscura is the source of this 3422-nucleotide messenger RNA. RefSeq lists its product as uncharacterized. The transcript is spliced from 5 exons. Lineage: Eukaryota; Metazoa; Arthropoda; Insecta; Diptera; Drosophilidae. The coding region runs from base 30 to 3422 and encodes 1130 amino acids. The record is from RefSeq and is a predicted model, not a curated record.